AUGUUUUUUCUUUUACUUAAUAAUCAUGCCCUCACUUUUACUUCAAACAGCGUCGACCUAACUCUUUCAGACGAAUUUAGAUACUUUAUUCAUCAUAAUGGACCGGUUCCAAUUAGUGAUGAAGCCGGCGCUAAAGAUUAUCAAAAGUUUUCUCGUGUACUGAAAGUAGAGGAUGGUAAACCGUAUUAUCUUGGCCCUGGUCAAAUGUGUUUAGGAAUCACUCGGGAAAUGGUCUCAUUACCUUCAGACAUUUGCGCAUUAGUAGCAGAAGGGCGAUCUAGGUUUGCUCGAUUAGGUUUGUCCGUACAUAUUACAGCCUCAUUUAUUCAUCCUGGUGUAAAGAAUCAAACGGUUUUGGAAAUUUUUAAUGCAUCGAGUCUUACAUUGGCUCUUCAUCCAGGUACCAAAGUUUGUCAAAUGAUUUUUAUGACUAUGGAAGGACAAGCUGAAUAUUCUGGAAUUUUCCAAGGACAAGCCCUAUAA
Molecule: messenger RNA, 483 nt
Organism: Cetraspora pellucida
Lineage: Eukaryota; Fungi; Glomeromycota; Glomeromycetes; Diversisporales; Gigasporaceae
Source: the annotation of a GenBank genome assembly